This is a messenger RNA of Limulus polyphemus (Atlantic horseshoe crab), 2879 nucleotides long. Its product is annotated as BTB/POZ domain-containing protein 6-like. The transcript is spliced from 5 exons. Gene Ontology annotation, molecular function: protein binding. The coding region runs from base 338 to 1333 and encodes 331 amino acids. Gene Ontology annotation, cellular component: cytosol. NCBI's taxonomy places the organism in Eukaryota, Metazoa, Arthropoda, Merostomata, Xiphosura, Limulidae. The record is from RefSeq and is a predicted model, not a curated record. Gene Ontology annotation, biological process: neurogenesis.
AACUGAGGAUAGCAGACACAGAGAUCGGAACUAUAGUUUGCGGGGACGGACAAUUAAGUCUAAGCGCGAUAGAAACGGUCAGCAACCAUACAGGACGAUGAUUGUUGUAAGCCAAGGAUCAGCAACCAUACAAUUCGUGACCCUCAGAUUGCAAGUCGAGCACCUUAACCACCAGGUCAUGCAAAACAGACAAUUUCACUCACUCGUUAAUACUUCAACUUGAUGCUUAGGAGAAAUUUCAGGGUAUAUGGAGCGAGAUAUAGAAACAGAAGUGUUAUAAAACUGACAGAGUGCCCAAAAUUUCUGUUGUAUUGAGUAACCUAAUAUAGUAUCAGAAAUGACAACAUCGUUUGGCAGAACUUCUGGAGGAUUUGGGUUCUCUAUACCCACCAACAUCGUGGACUUUAACGGAAAAAAAGAAAGAGAAAAACAUUCUAUCCACCAAGAUGGUUGGAUUCUACAAAAGUUAAACAUUCUUCAAGAUUGCCACGAAUUAAGUGACGUACAGUUUUGUGUUGGACAAGGAAACUGUAAGAAAGUUUUCAAAGCACAUCGACUGAUACUUGCCAUGUCCAGUGAUGUCUUUAAGGCUAUGUUUUUUGGCCAGCUCAAAGAAAAGGACAGUGUAGAAAUCGUGGAUGUAUCUCCAGAUGUGUUUGAAUACUUACUAAUGUAUAUGUACGGACGGAACCUCCCGAAAGUAACAAUACAUUUUGCUAGAGAAAUAUAUUACGCAGCCGACAAAUACUUGAUUGACGGACUCAAAGCGUCAUGCCUAAAGCUUAUUUCAGAAAGAUUUUCUAUUGCCAGUGCCUCGGUUGUCUGCGAAUUUGCUGAAGACAUUAAAGACGAAAACCUUUUUAACAAAGCCUUUGAGACCAUUUUAUACAACAUUCAUGAGUAUAUUCGAAGUAUUAGUUUCAGAACUGCAUCAACCAAUGUCAUUAAGAAAUUACUUGGAACUAAACUUUACCUCAGGCAGGGAGAACGUAGAGACAGACGUGCAGGCUCUUUCCACAAUAUGAGCUACCGAGAUAUUUACUCUAAUAUAAAAGACAUUGAUAUAUGGAAAGCUCUUUGUGAAUGGUCCAAAGAAAGAUGUAAAACUGACGGAAAAGAACCCACACCAGCCAACCAGAGAGAAGCUUUGUUACCAAUAUUACCAUAUGUUCAGUUUUUGACUAUGUCAUCACAAGAUUUCACUUGUGGACCUGCCAAAAGCGGUAUACUAUCUGACGAAGAAAGUCUUGCGAUAUUGAUGAAUAUUGUUGUUUAUCAAUCACAACCAUUACCAGAUUGGAUGCUUAAAACAAAAACCAACAGUGAUGUGUAAAAUACGAAACUACAUAGGCGAUCUUUAAUAUUUCUUUUCUUAGAUCUCAUACUAAAGUGUUGAGCCAUAUAAAAUUUUCUAAUGCAGCUUUAUUUGUAGAAUUUUGAAUUUACUGAAAUGUCCUCCAGUGGCACAGCGGUAAAUUUGCGGACCAAUUACGCCACAAAUUGUUUAGUUUUGUGCUUAACUACAAGCAAACAAACAAAUUUACUGAGAUAGGUGAUUAUCAUGGUUGUUUUUUAACGCAAAGCUACACAGUGGUCUAUCUGCAUGCUGUCCACCACACGGACUCAAACCCCCGAUUUUAGCGUUAUAAUUACCGCUGACCCAGCGGGGGGGGGGGGAGAUAAAAGUAGUUUGGUUGUGGUUACUAAAGUUGAGAGACUGAAUUAAUAUCCAAAUUCAUCAUCAUCAGAGUACAGUGAAAAUUUGAAUAACAUGUUUAAUUUGCUUUUUAAAGUUAAGCUUUGUUUACCAAUGUAUGGAAUACAAGAGCACCUGGUAACGUGUUUAUUAAACAGAGCUUAUGACUUGUGUUCUAUGUACUUUAAUUUACACUAUGAAAUUUCGCUUAUACAAGAUACAUUACAUGGUAACGGCUACACACAUCUAUUACUAAAAAUACUAAUACUUUUCUAACUAAGAAACUCACUAAUGUACCUAGACUAUCAACGGCACCCAAACUUACCGUAUACUCGUCUUCCAUACAUUGGUAAACAAAGCUUAGUUUAAAGUUCAAUUUAUUACUUCAAAUUAUCCCUAUAUUUGUGUAUAGAUCUUUACUUAGCAUCGUAAUCUACUAAUAAGAUACUAGCAACAAAAUUAGAAGCUUUUAUAAAUUAUAUCCUUGAAAGGCCAUUAAAAACAAAACAUAACUAUAUUUAAUUUUUAAUAUAAUAAAAUGUGUUUUUUUUCUGUACACGUUUUAUCUCAUGUAACAUUGUUUGCUUGUAAGUUAAAGAAGAUGGGAGUCAGCUAUCCAAAAAAUAUUUUACUCAAGGAAUAUUAGAUUUCAGCAAGCUUAAUUCACAGUUUAACGUACAUUAUAAAAUGUCCUGAUCAGAUCGAUUUUUUUUUUUAAAUAAGGUAUCAUAAAAUACUUUGUAUCUUCUUCCCGAACCCUUUGUGCUUCAUUUAUUUGUUCUUUUGCCAAUUACGAGAGUUCGAAUCCCGAAAUUAUAGAUUUCUUUUAAACACAAAUUAAUUGAAUCAAACCCAUUUUAAAUAAUGUGAUAAGACUUUCGUAUACAUGUUAUAACAAGUGAGUUUUUGAUCCACUCAACAAGUUAAAUUAUUUGAAAGGUAUUUUGUAACAAUAGGUGUAUCAUACAAAAUUUUGAGAGAAUCAAUUAAUGGAUGUCUGAAGUUAAUUUUGUCGCAUAUUAUCUAACUGAAAGCUACAUAAAUACUCGAAGUUCUCAUACGAUUUAAGACUUAUUUAUGGCUUUCAGUACUUAUACUUUGUUCUGAUGGGAAAACUACCUACAGCCAUCCUUAAUAUUGAACUACUAAAAAGAGGACAUCCAGAGAGUCAACAGCACCAUUA